AUGGCCGCCGAUCGCUGGAGAUGUGCUCUACAGUCUCCUGGUUCGAAAUGGUCUGAAUCAUUGGUGGAUCAGGGGGAUAACGUUGUCCUUACUCCUAAAAAUGUGCAGGCAUUAAGGACUCUUUUCAAUGUAGCUCAUCGAUUGCAUAACUUGUUGGGCCCCUCAUGGGUUUUGGUGUUGGAGACUCUAGCAGCUCUAGAUCGAGCAAUCCAUUCUCCACAUGCAACAACACAAGAGGCUUCUACCACUGUCCCAAAGCUUACAAGAGAUUCAUCUGGCCAAUACAGUGACUUCAAUAUUCUGUCGUCAUUGAAUUCUCAGCUUUUUGAGAGCUCAGCACUUAUGCGCGUAUCUGCUGUUAAAUCACUUCUUUCUGCACUACGUCAACUGUCACAUCAAUGCAUGGUGAGCACUUUAAGUGGGAUUGGACAAGCAUCAAGCCAAAAAAUUGGAAGCAUCUGUUUUUCAGUGGAGAGAAUGCUGUCUAUCAUUGUCAAUAAUCUUCACCGGGUGGAACCAUUGUGGAAUGAAGUUGUUGGCCAUUUUCUUGAGCUUGCUGAUAGUUCGAAUCAGCAUGUACGCAAUGUGGCGCUUGAUGCAUUGGAUCAGUCAAUUUGUGCUGUUUUAGGUUCGGAGCAGUUUCAGGAGUGUACAUCCAGAACAAAUAACUUAUCUCGUAAUAUUGAAACCACGUUUACAGAGUUAAGAUCAUUGGAAUGUGCUAUCAUAUCUCCUUUAACGGUCCUCUAUUCAUCAACUCAAAGCUUUGACGUUCGUGCUGGAUCUCUANUUUUUUUCCCCCCCCCCCCCCCCUCCCUCUUCUUUCAGAGACAUGGAGAGAAGCUGCACUACAGCUGGCCAAAUAUUCUUGAGCUGUUGAGGUCUGUGGCUGAUGCGUCAGAGAAAGAUAUUGUCGCUCUAGGAUUUCAGGUUAGAAAAGAAAAACUCUGA
This is a messenger RNA of Ilex paraguariensis (yerba mate), 951 nucleotides long. The record is from the annotation of a GenBank genome assembly. NCBI's taxonomy places the organism in Eukaryota, Viridiplantae, Streptophyta, Magnoliopsida, Aquifoliales, Aquifoliaceae.